UACGGCAUUCUCAAAGAUGUACCAUCUACGAUUUCUUAGAAUGCAUUGUGACGAUAGAUUUUGCAAUGGAGAAAUAUUCUACGAGAAAGUAGGAUGGGGUCCAUACAAUAGAGAAGUGCGCCAACAAAUAUAUCUUCCUUACGAAGGUUUAGAGUUUCCUUCUGAUGAACUGAGAUAUCUUCAGUGGGAUUUAUACCCUUUAAAAGAUUUUCUAUCAAAUUUUAGUCCAGAAAAUCUUGUUGAACUUGUCAUGCGUGAUAGCCAACUUGUGGAGCUACAUUGGGAUGAAAAUCAGCCCGUUGAGAAGUUGAAGAAGAUGGAUCUUAGAUAUUCUGAGCACCUUAUUCAAAUACCAAACUUGUGUGGGGCUAUAAAUCUUGAAAGUAUAAAUCUUCAAUGGUGUAUAAGUUUGGUUCAGAUUCCUUCAUGCUUUAAGAAUCUGGGCAAGCUUGAGCUACUAGUUUUGAGUGAUUGUGAGAAUCUGAAAGAUGGCAUGGAAAAUCUUCCAUUGAAUAUAAGGGAGUUGAGAUUGUGUAGGACAGCAAUAGAAGUAUUGCCUUCAUCAGUUAGGUUUCUUUUGGGUCUAUUAGAUUUGGAUAUGAGUGGAUGCAAUAAACUGAAAUAUGGGAUAGAAAAUCUUCCAUCGAAUUUAAAGGAGUUAAGACUCUGCGGGACAGCAAUACAAGUAGUGCCAUCAUCAAUUGGGUGUCUCAUGCGUCUCUCACAUUUAGAUUUGUAUAAUUGCGAAAGACUUGAAAGUCUACCGGAAAGCAUUUGGAAGUUGGAAUCACUGGAAUGGCUGGAUCUUUCUAAUUGCCCAAAUCUGAUCGAGCUAGAGGAGUGUACAAGUUCAUCUCUUCGAUAUUUGAAAAUAAGUGGUUGUACGGGAUUGAGAUCAAUAAUUGCGCUUCCACCAUCUUUAAAUUGUUUGGAUGCAAAUAAUUGCACAUCGCUGGAGAAAAUAUCAAGUUGGUGGACCCCAACCGUACAAGAUUAUGACCCCCAAGUUCAACAUCAAAAUAAUAAAAGUGGAGGGGAAAUUUAUAAUUUUGAGCAAUGUCUAAAAUUGGAUGAAGACACAUGUAUCAACGUUAUUGCUGAUUGUGCAUGCCGUAGAAUUUUGUCUGCUCACGAUGAUAUUUCAUAUCUGGAAAUGGUGUACCCAGGAAAUGUAAUCCCACAGUGGUUCAGCCAUCGAGCUCGUGGGGAAUCAUUUAUCCAGCUUUCUCGAAAUUGGCUUAAUACUGAUGAUUCCCGCUUCAAAUUUGUCUUUGGCGCUGUUUUUGCGUUUAAAAUUUCUGGGCCAGAAACGAAAAUCCGAUUCAGAUUCAAUUUCAUGACCAGCAUGGACAGUAGUGUCGGCGGUUCUUUCAAUUAUGAAGAUGUUUGCACGCUUCAAGUAAAUAACAGCUCAGAUCAUGUCUUAAUUAGGUAUGCGACUAUCGAUUUGAGGCAUGUAUUUGGGGUAUACUGGUCCUCUGUUUGUCGAAUGGUCACCGGGGCUUCUUUCCGUGUGUUUAUGGAGGAAGAAAAAAAAGGCAAUUGGAUGAUCAAAAGUUGUGGGCUCCAGGUUAUAAACUUCACUGCUUCACGGGAUUUGCUGUUAUGGGACUUGUCCACUUCACCAUCAUCAUCUUCUACUCGUCAAAAAAAGUAUGACGUGUUUCUCAGUUUCGGAGGUGACGACACCCUUAACAAUUUUAUUGGACAUGUUUAUCAUGCUAUGUGUCAUAAGCAUAUCCGGAUCUUCAAACAUGACGAAACCCUAGAAAGUGGCCAUGAGAUUUCAAAAAUUAUGGACGCCAUUGAGGAAUCUGAGAUUUGCAUGAUAGUUUUCUCCAAAGACUUUGCUUCUUCGACAUGGUGUUUGGAUGACGUGGUUCGCAUACUUGAUUGCAAGAGACACUGGAAAGAUAUCAUAAUACCCAUUUUUUAUGGCAUAGAACCAUCCAUUGUAUGCAAACAGGAUGGAAGUUAUGCGGAAGCAUUUAAUAAACAUGAGCAAGGUUUCAAGGACAAUAUGGACAAGGUGCAGCGAUGGAGGGAUGCUCUCAAGGAAGUGACCAAUCUCAGCGGAUAUGAUUCAAAGGAUUUUGGGGACGAAUACAAGUUAAUUGGUCAAAUUGUUGGAGAUGUCUUGAUGAAAUUGUUUACAAGUUUAUCAACGUAUUAUUCCCCCCUGGGCUUUGACAGAAUUGAAUUUCGUAUACAAAAAAUUGAACGAUUAUUAGGUGGCUCAAUGGGUGUUCGUCCUAUUGGUCUUUAUGGUAUUGGAAGGACAACCCUUGCUAUGACUGUAUUUCAAAGGUUAGGCCAUUAUUUUGAAAGGCGUUGCUUUCUUUGCAAUGUCAGAGAAGAAUUUAAUUUGAGAGAGAGACUUGUUUUUGAAUUGUUAAACGAAAAACACAAUCCAAGCAUGGAAUGGCCAAGUAUUCAAGACAGACUCCGACGUACAAAGGUCCUUAUUGUCUUGGAUGAUUUGGAUGAUGCGACAUACCAAUUUGGCAACUUAUUAUCUAUGUGCAAGUUUGGUAAUGGAAGUAGAAUUAUUGUAACGUCUAGUGAUGUGCAGGUGCUUAAGAUGGUGACUGGUCAAGUUUAUGAGGUUUGAGAGUUUAAAUGAUUUUGAAGCUCUUGAACUCUUCCACUUGCAUGCUUUUAGGCAAAAUUCUGAUAUUGCAAGAGAUUAUGCUACAUUAUCAUAAAAAAUUAGCAAAUUACACCGAUGGUAAUCCAUUAGCCCUUAAAGUCGGGUUCUUCUCUUAGAUCCAAGAGCAUAAAAGAUUGGGAAAGUGCAUUGGAGGAGCUGCAAAGUGAACCAAACAAGGGAACAAGACAAAAAAGGCUACACAAACACCAAGAUGCAAUGCUAUUUUUCAUGGUGAAGUUGAGAGAGAAUUUGUUGAAAGCAUAAUAGGUCGAGGUGGUGCUUCCAAAAAAAUAAGUGAUCUUAUUGAUAAGUGCUUAAUAAUUGAAGGUCAAAAUGGACUGUCCAUGCAUUCUUUAAUACGGCAGAUGGGUCAGGCUAUUGUUUGUGAUGAAAGCAAAGAACACCAGGAAAUCGUACUAGGCUGUGGAAGGCUAAGGAAACUAUGACAAAGGAUUUGGUUGGAAAAGCAUACUGUUAAGGAAACUAGGAUUGUCUAGGCCGAACAAAAAGGAAUCACGCAAAAUUCUAUAUCUUCCUCCUGAAGGUCUUGAAUCAUUUGAUUCUAAUGAGCUAAGAUAUUUUUAGUGGGAUUCAUACCUUUUUAAAGAUUUUCCAUCAGAUUCCAGGGUAGAGAAUGUUGUUGAACUUGUAAUGCCUGAGAGCCAACUAACGGAGCUAAAAGGGGAUGAGGACCAGGUCCCUCUGAAGUUAAAGAAGUUGGAUCUUAAAUAUUCUGAGCACCUUAUUCAAUUACCAAACAUGGGUGGGGGCUAUAAAUCUUGAAGAUUGCAAAAGUUUGGUUGAAAUUCCUUCAUUUUUUAGGGGUCUCCACAAGCUUAAGUAUCUAAAUCUGAGUGAUUGCGACAAGCUGGAAGAUGGCAUAGAAAACCUUCCAUUGAGUAUAAGGGAUUUAAAAUUGCAUUGGACAGCAAUUACAAGUCUACCGGAAAGCAUUUGGAAGAUGAAAUAUCUCAAGGAGCUGGAUCUUUCUCAUUGCCAAAAGCUGGAAAAGCUUCCAGAAAUCCCGGAGGAUUGUACAAGUUCAUCUCUUGGAUAUUUGAAUAUAACUGGUUGUGCGCGUUUGAAAACAAUACCAGAGCUUCCACCAUGUUUAUCUCAUAUUGAUGCAGGGUGUUGUACCUCACUGGAGACAAUAUCACGUUGGACUUGGAGGACUCCAACUGCAAAAGAAGAAAAACAUUACGUUUAUAAUUUUAGCCUUUGUCUAAAAUUGGAUAGCAAUUCAGGCAACGAUGAAAUUGCUGAUCACAGGGGAACUUUGGUUGCUCAAGAUGUAGAUGUAAAAGGAUAUUUCAUAUAUUGAAACGGUGUAUCCAGGAGAUGAGAUUCCAGAGUGGUUCAGCCAUAAAAUAGAUCGUGGGAACUCAAUCGAUAUCCAGCUUCCUCUCCCGCUUUGAUUUUAUCUUUUACAUUGUUUUUGUGUAUAGUUGUUCUACAAAUGCUGAGACCCGAUUUGAAUUAAAUUUCAAAACCAACUACAUUAACAGUGAUGAUGACCGUGUUUAUAAAUAUGAUGGUGGUUGGUUGCCUCAUAUUGGAAGUAAAGAUGAAGAUCACGUCUUAAUUAGGUGCAACGGGUUGGUUUGGAACGUGCAUUUGGGGCAAAGUGGUCCUCUAUUUGUAGCAACUUCACCUAAGUUUCUAUCUGUGUGUUUAUCGAUGAAGAAGAUGUUAAAUGGGAGAUCAAAAAGUGUUGGUUUAAAUUGUUAAAUGGGCGGGGUGGAAGUAAAAGACGGUUGGAUGAUGAUCCUAACAUCAAACUCCAAGAAGAUAAAUUAAUUGAAAGUAAAUGAAAAUCAUACAUUCUAUUGGUAUA
This is a messenger RNA of Ziziphus jujuba (common jujube), 4487 nucleotides long. RefSeq names its product disease resistance-like protein DSC2. The transcript is spliced from 7 exons. NCBI's taxonomy places the organism in Eukaryota, Viridiplantae, Streptophyta, Magnoliopsida, Rosales, Rhamnaceae. Gene Ontology annotation, molecular function: ADP binding. Gene Ontology annotation, biological process: defense response; signal transduction. The coding region runs from base 17 to 2611 and encodes 864 amino acids. The record is from RefSeq and is a predicted model, not a curated record.